This is a messenger RNA of Betta splendens (Siamese fighting fish), 5480 nucleotides long. RefSeq names its product myotubularin related protein 14 (gene mtmr14). Gene Ontology annotation, molecular function: phosphatidylinositol-3-phosphate phosphatase activity. Gene Ontology annotation, biological process: dephosphorylation. The coding region runs from base 1089 to 3056 and encodes 655 amino acids. The transcript is spliced from 19 exons. NCBI's taxonomy places the organism in Eukaryota, Metazoa, Chordata, Actinopteri, Anabantiformes, Osphronemidae. The record is from RefSeq and is a predicted model, not a curated record.
UAUUUACAACCUCCCUGUUUUGCCUAUGUUAAACAAACAUCUCCAUCCAUUCAUGUUGUUAAGGGCUCUGUGGGCUAAAGGUUAAUCCGAGCUGUUACUAGGUGAGUAAACAAUAGCCAUCACAGGACAAGUUACAUUCAGCCAUUAUCUUUAGUGUCAUUACGUUCUUGGGUUGGAAACUAUCAUACUCCGCCAGAUGAUCUCAGAGGACUGUGCUACCACUGUUAGAUCUGUUAUUAGAGAUUGUGACUUUAUGAUCUAAAACAUCCCCUCUGACCAAACAGCCUGUGGUUAUGGUCUCAAAAUGUCAAAUAUACAAAUUUAUGUAUCUACUUUCAUUUUUUUUUAAGAUAUGCCGAGUAAAUAAGAAAGAAGGAGGCGUGAGGCCACUCUCCCCCAGCACAACUGGAACCACUGAGCUCUCAUGCGAGACGCCGUCGCCAUUUAAAGAGACGACGGUCACGUGUUGCUGUUGACAUCCUGUUUACCGGCUGUUGUACUUUUGGGCACCAUUCGCACAUUUCGUACCUCGCUGCUGGUACUUCACAUAUGCUGGAUCAACGUUGUGCAGCAUCAGUGUUCCUUCUAUAGUUUUUAAUUUCAUGGCCGUGUUUUUUAGGGGGAUAUGAAGACGUGACACCGAAGGACCGUGAGCAGGCCUCGGAGGAAACCGGACCUUUCCUGGUUGCACCUGACGGGACUUUGGUUGCUUGUGCCGAGCGUCGUGCAUCACGUCUUGUGCAAGAAAGAAACACGAACAGAGCAGCAGUCCUGUGGUGCCGGACUUCACAGACGGAGUCUCAAAAAUGGUCCUUCUGGUUUGUGUUAGAGAAGCAGCUGCUGUCAUCCGCUAGUGAGCCGCGCUAGCUGCGGUGCUGCGCGAAGCGUCUGGUCGAAGCGUGGAGCAGCUCGUCGGUGCCCUGAAUCCAGAAAAGCUCCGCGGCUCCGGCCCCCUGAAACGGCCAGCCAGGAAGAAGCUGGCGGGGAGGGGAUGGCCAGGUCGCCCCCCCUGCUCCGAGGGACGAAGCUCUGCGGUGUUUGAAGGAGGUCGCGUUCGGAUUGAGGCCACGGCCGGAGCUCGAGGCGCCAUGAUGGCCGCCUCCCCCUCCGCGGCCAGCGGCGUCUCAGCCGCCGGGCUGCCGGUCAGAAAGAGCGAGGACAUAGCGGACUUGAUAGAUUUAUUCUCCAGGACUCAGUACAGAGCGAAAGAAGUUGGUCCACGGGUGGAAGUGAUAGAGAAUCGCUGUCUGGAGUUAUUUGCCAGAGAUUACAAGUAUAGUGUCAUACAGAACUCCAAUGGAGAAGUGUGUGGCCAUUAUCCUCGGCAGAUCGUUUUCCUGGAGUAUGAAUGUACAGAUAUCGAGAAGGACAGGUAUGAAAGCACAGUCCAGGUGGGUAAGCUCCAGGACCUGGUGAGCCGCAGUAAGCUGGCUCGCUGCAGAGGGAGAUUUGUUUGUCCCGUCAUACUCUACAACGGCAAGCAUAUUUGCCGGUCAUCCACACUGGCAGGCUGGGGUGAGCUGUAUGGACGAACAGGCUACAACUAUAUCUUCUCAGGGGGCAGUGAUGACACGUGGACAGGGUCAGCGGAGGUUCCAGAGGAUGACAAUGCAGUCAGGAACGGGGACUCACAGCUUUUUGACAAGGUCCGAGGUCACGACAUUAAGCUGCUGCGCUACCUCUCUGUUCGUUACAUCUGUGACCUCAUGGUGGAGAACAAGAAGGUCAAGUUUGGUCUAAAUGUAACAUCCUCAGAGAAGGUGGACAAGGCCCAGCGAUAUGCAGACUUCACCUUGCUCUCUGUGCCUUACCCAGGAUGUGAGUUCUUCAAGGACUACAAAGACCGAGACUACACAGCAGAGGGUCUGGUGUUCAACUGGAAUCAGGACUAUGUGGAUGCUCCUUUGACAAUCCCUGCGUGCUUUACGCAGAACCUGGACAUUGACUGGACUCAAUACCAGUCAUGGGACUUGGUGGAGCAAACCCAGAACUACCUGAAGUUGCUUCUGCACAUCAUCAACAGUGAUGAUGAAAGUGGCCUCCUUGUGCACUGUAUAUCAGGCUGGGACCGGACGCCACUGUUUGUGUCCCUGCUCAGGCUCUCACUGUGGGCUGAUGGCGCGGUGCAUGCUAGCCUGGAGCCAGCAGAGAUUCUUUAUCUGACCAUCGCCUAUGACUGGUUUCUCUUUGGUCACAUGCUGCCAGAUCGACUCUCCAAAGGGGAGGAGAUUUUCUUUUUUUGCUUCAAUUUUUUGAAGCACAUUGUCUCAGAGAAGUUCUCUACUGUUAAGAAACAAAGAAGGAAGAACUCCCACCUCAAAGACAGUGAUUUUACAAUGGAAGACCUUUUCCAACUGAAGCUGAGGGACCGCGGCAGUGUGACCAGUUUGAGCAGCGAGUUUUCCCUCAUCACUGAGGAGGUGUGUGGCGCCUCCAGCCUCAACAAUGACACUGUGGACCUGUUGUCCAGCCAAGCCCAGGCCUCCAGCUGGAGAAAAGGAACCACUUCCUCUCCUCAGAUGGUUGUUUGGAAUAAGCAGAACCCUCUGGAUGACAACCUCUCCCAUCCGCUCCAUGAGGCCAGAUCCUCCAGCUCUUCAUCGUCCAAUCAGUCAGAGCACGGCGUGUCACGCACUGGGAGCAGCCCAUUGGCCGUCCCAGGGAGAAGGUUAGCUGCAGAAUCCACUCGGUCAGGUUCUUCCCUCUCUACGGACUAUGGGAGCUGGCAGAUAGUUUCUGGUUGUGGUAGCAUCCAUGACCACGGUCUGUUCCCUCCACCUCCAGCCUCCGCUACCUCCAACUCCUCGGCUGUUGCUGUAGCCUUCGAUUCCCCAUUUCCUAAAAGUUUUCAGGAUGAAGGUGCUGGUGGACGAAUGUUCUCCUUCCCGUCAGAGCGUCAGGCCCGUUUGGAGGCAGUGCGGGAAGUGUUCCUGGCAGCCUAUAGCUCCACAGUUGGCCUCAAGUCCUCUGCACCCAGCCCCUCUGGUGCCAUAUCUGGCCUGCUUGAGCAGUUUGCCCGCGGCGUCGGACUCCGGGGCAUCAAUGCCAUCGUCUAAAUCUCCUCAAUGAGACCUCGGACCUCUUCUUUACUUCCAUCCAGCCUCAGUCGAUUGUAUGGACUCGGUAAAAUAAAGUGCCAAAUAUCUCUUUGAUUCAGGGGUUAAGCAUUAAUUUCUCCUUGACUUUUGCUGAUUUUAGGUGCCCUUAUUUUUAUUAUUAUUUUUUUUUAAAUGAUACUCCAACUUUUCUCUUGACUUUUAAUCUUCUGUGUUGUUUUAGCCACUGUAUCAAAAAGGGAGAGCGGCUUUAAAGCUGUUGAAAUGUGAAUGGCUGAGAACAUGCGAGGAAAAUCUACAGAGCUUGUUCUUUUUGUUUUUAAUCUUUUUAUAUUGCUCUUUAUUCCCUAAAGAGGCUUGUGGUUGUUGUAGUUCUCAUUUUGAUGCUAAUCCUUAAUGAUUUAACCGGCAAAAUUUUAUUUUCUUAUGGAUGAAGACAACACGUUUUGUCUAAACUGGCCUUUUUUUUUUUUUUUUUUUUUUUUUUUUUUUUGUAAAAGAAUAAAAUGUUUAGGUUACUGCUUUGAAUUCUGGGAGUUAGAAAUGAUAAAUAAGUGAGUUGUUGGUCACUAGAGACAUUAGUCUUGAUGCAUGAAGAAAUAUUUUAUAGUUACCAAAGGUAAACUGCAAACGUCUGGCUGCAUAAACAUUUUCACUGAGGUAUACCUUUCACUAAACUUACGGUUGAAUCUCUGUGCCCGCGUCUAGGAUGUACCUACUCUCUGACAUGCUACUGACAUGUAGCCCUCUGCACCUCAUACUUUUCAGCCUUCUAGAAACCAACCUGAUUUACAGCAUAAAGUUCUGUCUUUUGUAUCCAGUUUAUACAAGAUAAAUGACUAUAGUGAGCAACAACUGUGGAUAUAUAAUGGCUAAUGAUCUUCCAGUUCUGUACUUCUGUGUUCUGUGCAAAUGGAAUGUUUCCUGAAGGCCUCGUGUAAGCUUGUUCUAGUGCCAAACACGCAAGCUUCUUUUUAAUUUUGCUAGUGUUUUGUCCACGUCCGCUACUUUAUUCCAUAGGCAGUGAUUUCGUCUCUUGUGUGGUUGUCCCCACUUUUAACAUGUAGUAACCAGCUAGAAAUCAAUGCCUUUUCAUCGUGAACUUAAGGUGAGGCACGGCCCAAUUGAUCCUUGCUGUGCUGAGAUUUCAACCCAUUUUCCACUGGGAUUUCCACCCAGCCAUCGUUUAAUCGUGUCAGAACUGUCUGCCUCCUCUGGACAGAUGUUUGUAACCUAGCUAUCCGUUGCACAAAGCCACAGAUGCUGUACCUCAGGACAUUUAGUUUAGUCAGGACUGUAGCUGUUCCUUUGUAUUGUGUCCAGUAAGUUUUCUGCUUGUUCUGGCCAAAUUUCAGGUCAAUCUCCUCUCACCUCGGGGGGGUAACCAGCUGAUAUUCAUUUUUUUCCCCUCCUUUUUCCAAUCACAUUUUUAUUUGUAAAAUUCAUUGUUGUUGCUCCAUAACCUAAAACUGUGCAGACACUGGAGAAUGUCAUCAUCAUCAACAACAAAGCAGAAUUUUUGAUUUAAGAUCUGAUUCUAGAAGGAAUUUAGGUAAAACUAGUAAUUUUAGAUUCUGAUAGCAAGAUGAAAAGCUUAUUACUGUUUACAGAAGAGGGCAGAUCUAAAGCUGAGGUGUGUAAAUGCAGGCUAACGUCCCAAAUGCUUUGUUAACACAGUUGAGCUGAGAAGGUGUUCUUUUAGCGCAUGUUUCUCUUAGUGGCUUUUAAAAACCUCUGGUGAGAUACUAUGGUGCAGGCUGUAACUCUUAGCCUGGAUCACAACUGACCCUGUACUGGUGCAGUCCACUUCACUUGUCAGAUGAAUGAUUCAGAAUCUUUACCUUAGACUUGAUGUGCUACAACAGUAGUCCGUCUUUAUCUUCCUCCCAGAAUGCUAAACAUGUUUUCCAGAAUUGUGAGAGAGUGACCCUGAGAGUCUUUGAUUUUUUUUAAGUGUUUCAACAUCCAAAGUAACUGGCAGUAGAACAAUCUGUCCAUCUUUGCAAUCAGUUACUCGAGACUAGUUUGAACCUUUUUGAUUACUUUGGAAUUCAAGGCUUCUUGUCAUGAUUUUCUUUACUGUGGCCUGUGUCUAAUUAAGUCAAUCACAAAAUAACUGCAAAAAACUAGAACAUUGAGAAACUAGUGAAAACAUGUUCUUAUAAGUUGUCCUUAAAAUACUUCCAGAUUAACUGAGGUGGUCAUGUUUAUCGCUGGGUUGGUGCGUGCCUCAGGCUGAUCUCAUUUGUGAAAAGUGAUCGGUUUGAUCUGUUUUUAACCAUACUUAUUGUGUGAAGGGUUUCCUCCUUUUGUAAUGUUUUAGGUAAUUGUACAUAUUUGUAUAAAUUGCUCGUAAUUCUUGGCAAAUAUGAGGUUAUAAUAAAAAAUUAACAGCAGAUAAUGGUUGUAAAUAACGAACAGCAA